CUACACUGUAACCAAGGAACGUUGACUAGUCGCUGCUUGAUCCAUCACGAUCCACAAGAAACCUCAGAUUUCAAAACCAAUUAAAAGACCAAAGUUUUGAUUUUUAUCCCCAAUUCGUAUACCUAAAUGUUCAAUGCUGUUCUUAAGUCUAAAUCCAGUUCUAUCAAUUACAUCGUCGAGGUUCUAAAAGUUUUGAAAUUUGAUACAGACCCGUGAAGCCGGAUAAAACUCAAGAAGUUAUCACUCCUAAAGAGUCGCAGAGGUAAGAAAAUUAACAAAAAUUCACAAUGGUUCAGAAGCUUGAAAUGAUCAAAGGUGGAGGAGGAUCGAUAAAAAUAGGAGCAACAGGAACAGUAGCGACUCUAAUGACUCGAGAGCUAGACUCCAUGAAACAACCUUCACCACAGACUCCCACAACGAGACCCAUUAGAACAACAAUCCCUGUCUCAGUAGACUGUGGCACAUCUUCUUCAACUCCAAGAAGAACAAAACCAAGAAAAUCAUCAGAUGAAGCUAGCAGCAGCAACAACAAUAAUGUUCGAACACCAAAGGGACAUAAUGCCAGAAGCAAUCAUCAGCUUUCAAUGCUUGGCUCUGAUAAUGUUAGAACACCAAAGGGUCAGAAUUCCAAAAGUACUCAUCAGCUUCCAAUGCUUGGCUCUGAUAAUGUAUCGUUGCAAGGAACCCCGAGACGAGAGAAAAGAAUGAACAUAGUGGAUAUUGUGGAUGUGAAAUGCGGGAAUCCAGAUCGAGCUUGGGCCAAUCCAAUAACCAGUAGGCUCAAGAAGCUUGGAUUCUCUAAACUCAACGAAAGCAUUGGUUAAGAGCCCCGCAGACUUAGUCCGAUACUCUGGCAAAUCUGGUUUGUAUAAUCGGGUAUGAACUGAUUUACACUAAAGCACAAUAUAAGCUUCUUUUCUUUUUGUCAAACCAACAAUGUAAUUGUAAACGAAGCUUUGCUCAUUACAUUCAUUUUGUGUUUGCAUCGACCAGUUAAAUUAAGCUACUAA
Capsella rubella is the source of this 1010-nucleotide messenger RNA. RefSeq lists its product as uncharacterized. NCBI's taxonomy places the organism in Eukaryota, Viridiplantae, Streptophyta, Magnoliopsida, Brassicales, Brassicaceae. The record is from RefSeq and is a predicted model, not a curated record. The transcript has 2 exons. Bases 288 to 824 code for a protein of 178 amino acids.